This is a messenger RNA of Papaver somniferum (opium poppy), 507 nucleotides long. RefSeq names its product probable calcium-binding protein CML45. The record is from RefSeq and is a predicted model, not a curated record. Bases 1 to 507 code for a protein of 168 amino acids. Gene Ontology annotation, molecular function: calcium ion binding. The transcript has 3 exons. Lineage: Eukaryota; Viridiplantae; Streptophyta; Magnoliopsida; Ranunculales; Papaveraceae.
AUGGAGAGGACAUUGUCACCUUCUUUAUCACUAAUUCCCUUCUUGGGUUUCUCUUAUACUAUAGAAUUCUCAAUUGUGUUCAAAUUUACUACUCAAAAUACAGCUGAAACAUCAUCUAACAGCGCUAACAAGUUAUGCAAUGAUAAUGAGAUUGCCUCGAAGGAUGCAUCUGUAAAUGGGGAAAGGAUGGUGGCAAGUGAUGAUAAUGUUGGAAAACUAUACGUGGGAGAUGUGGAGAUGAGAUUGAAUUCAGUCGAGUUUUCAAACUUGUUCGACGAGGAUGAGCCAAGUUUGACGGAACUGAAGAAAGCUUUUGAUUUGUUUGAUCAAAAUAAAGAUGGGUUCAUUGAUGAAAGAGAAUUGCAGGAUGUUUUGUUUAAGUUAGGAUUUAAGGAAGGACAUGAUAUUAAGGAAUGCAAGAGAAUGAUAAGAGUAUUUGAUGAUAAUAGAGAUGGUAGGAUAGACUUUAAUGAGUUUGUUAAGUGUAUGGAAAAGAGCUUUGAAUGA